AUGCAGACCAUUCCAUUAGGAGGGACAUUAAUUUCAACAGUAGUGAACAGCAGUAGCCUCUCUCUCAAUUUCAAUAAUCCGAAACCAUUUUCCAAGAUUUCCCCUCACCCCAGAUCAGGGCUUUGUAGGGCCAGUCAAGUGGCUGAAUUGUUCCCAACCGUGUCUCCAGAGAUUGUCGUUCGAGAAGCCAGGUUAGAGGACUGCUGGGAAGUGGCCGAGACUCACUGCAGUUCCUUCUUCCCUGAAUAUUCUUUUCCUCUAGAUUUUGUGAUGAGAAUUGACAGGCUCAUUGGAAUGCUAUUUGGAUUCUCAAUACCAAAUGGCUGUAAGAGAACUUGCCUUGUUGCAGUAAUUGGAAGUUCUGAUGAAGAUGCAUUCAUUUUAGGGAGUGACAAUUUGAAAAUCGGGGGGUUUGAUGGAAAAUUUAGUCUAAAUAAAGGGUACGUAGCUGGGAUAUUGACUGUGGAUACUGUUGCUGAUUUUCUUCCAAGAAAAGGACCACUACGGCAGAGAAGGACGGGAAUCGCAUAUAUAUCAAAUGUUGCUGUCCGAGACAGAUAUCGUAGGAAGGGAAUAGCUAAGAGGCUCAUGGCAAAAGCUGAGACAAAAGCUCGAAGCUGGGGAUGCCGUGCCAUUGCAUUACACUGUGACCUUAACAACCCAGGAGCGACCAAGUUGUACAAAGGUCAGGGCUUCAAAAGCAUUAAAGUGCCGGAAGGCACUAACUGGCCUCAACCAAAAACUUCACCUGACAUCCAGUUCGUCUUCAUGAUGAAGCUGCUGAAUUCCCAAGCCGGUUCUCAAGUUAUUUAG
This is a messenger RNA of Fraxinus pennsylvanica, 813 nucleotides long. Lineage: Eukaryota; Viridiplantae; Streptophyta; Magnoliopsida; Lamiales; Oleaceae. The record is from the annotation of a GenBank genome assembly.